CCGGAAAUGACGCAAAGGUCCCGCCGUCUCUUUCCGCGUUUCCGUCGUUCCGCGGUGUGCGUCGCGAGCUCAGCUGGUCCGGCCGCGCCCACCGCAGCCCCUCCGCGCCGUCGCCAUGUCGCGGUUUUUCACCACCGGGUCGGACAGCGAGUCCGAGUCGUCGCUGUCCGGGGAGGAGCUAGUCACCAAACCUGUCGGGGGCAACUACGGCAAACAGCCAUUGUUGCUCAGUGAGGAUGAAGAAGAUACCAAGAGAGUGGUUCGAAGUGCCAAGGACAAGAGGUUUGAGGAGCUGACCAACCUCAUCCGGACCAUCCGUAACGCCAUGAAGAUUCGAGAUGUCACCAAAUGCCUGGAAGAGUUUGAGCUCCUGGGAAAAGCGUAUGGGAAGGCUAAAAGCAUUGUGGACAAGGAAGGUGUCCCGCGCUUCUAUAUUCGCAUCCUGGCCGACCUGGAGGACUAUCUUAAUGAGCUCUGGGAAGACAAGGAAGGGAAGAAGAAGAUGAAUAAGAACAACGCCAAAGCCUUGAGCACGCUGCGCCAGAAGAUCCGAAAAUACAACCGGGAUUUUGAGUCCCACAUCACCAAUUACAAGCAGAACCCGGAGCAGUCCGCAGAUGAAGACGCUGAGAAGAAUGAGGAGGAUUCCGAAGCCUCUUCCGAUGAGGAUGAGGAUGAGGAUGGAGUCAGUGCUGCAGCUUUCCUGAAGAAGAAAUCAGAAGCUCCUUCUGGGGACAGUCGCAAGUUCCUCAAAAAGAUGGAGGAUGAAGACGAGGAUUCAGAAGAUUCAGAAGAUGAUGAAGAAUGGGACACAAGUUCAACGUCUUCGAAUUCGGACUCAGAGGAAGAAGAAGGGAAACAGACUGUACUGGCCUCAAGAUUCCUUAAAAAGGCCCCCGCCACAGAGGAGGAGAAGAAGGCCGCCGAGAAGAAACGGGAGGACAAAGCUAAGAAGAAGCACGACAGGAAAUCCAAGCGCCUGGAUGAGGAGGAGGAAGAUAACGAAGGCGGGGAGUGGGAGCGGGUCCGAGGGGGGGCCCCCCUCGUGAAGGAGAAACCAAAAAUGUUCGCCAAGGGCACUGAGAUCACCCACGCUGUUGUGAUCAAGAAGCUGAAUGAGAUCCUGCAGGCACGAGGCAAGAAGGGAACAGAUCGGGCAGCCCAGAUUGAGCUGUUGCAGCUGCUGGUUCAGAUCGCUUCUGAAAACAACCUUGGGGAGGGUGUCACUGUCAAGAUCAAGUUCAAUAUCAUCGCCUCUCUCUAUGACUACAACCCCAACCUGGCCACAUACAUGAAGCCUGAAAUGUGGCAGAAGUGCCUGGACUGCAUCAAUGAGCUGAUGGACAUCCUGUUCGCAAACCCCAACAUCUUUAUUGGGGAGAACAUUCUGGAAGAGAGUGAGAACCUCAGCAAUGCUGACCAGCCGCUGCGCGUCCGUGGCUGCAUCCUGACUCUGGUGGAACGAAUGGAUGAAGAAUUUACCAAAAUAAUGCAGAAUACUGACCCUCACUCCCAAGAGUACGUGGAGCACCUGAAGGACGAGGCGGCCGUGUGCGCCAUCAUCGACCGUGUGCAGCGCUACCUGGAGGAGAAGGGCACCACGGAGGAGGUGUGCCGCGUCUACCUGAGGCGCAUCCUCCACACCUACUACAAGUUUGAUUACAAGGCCCAUCAGCGGCAGCUCACCCUCCCCGAGGGCGCCUCCAAGUCGGACCAGGAUCAGGCAGAGAACGAAGGGGAGGACUCGGCCCUGCUGAUGGAGAGACUGUGCAAGUACAUCUACGCCAAGGACCGCACGGACCGCAUCCGCACCUGUGCCAUCCUCUGCCACAUCUACCACCACGCCCUGCACUCCCGCUGGUACCAGGCCCGCGACCUCAUGCUCAUGAGCCACCUGCAGGACAACAUCCAGCACGCGGACCCUCCAGUACAGAUCCUGUACAACCGCACCAUGGUCCAGCUGGGCAUCUGCGCCUUCCGGCAGGGCCUGACCAAGGACGCCCACAACGCCCUGCUGGACAUCCAGUCGAGCGGCCGCGCCAAGGAGCUGCUGGGCCAGGGUCUGCUGCUGCGCAGCCUGCAGGAGCGCAACCAGGAGCAGGAGAAGGUGGAGCGGCGCCGCCAGGUGCCCUUCCACCUGCACAUCAACCUGGAGCUGCUCGAGUGCGUGUACCUGGUGUCGGCCAUGCUCCUGGAGAUCCCCUACAUGGCCGCUCACGAGAGCGACGCCCGCCGACGCAUGAUCAGCAAGCAGUUCCACCACCAGCUGCGGGUGGGCGAGCGCCAGCCCCUGCUGGGUCCCCCUGAAUCCAUGAGGGAACAUGUGGUUGCUGCUUCCAAAGCCAUGAAGAUGGGCGACUGGAAGACCUGCCACAGUUUUAUCAUCAACGAGAAGAUGAACGGCAAAGUGUGGGACCUUUUCCCCGAGGCCGACAAAGUCCGAAGCAUGCUGGUUAGGAAGAUCCAGGAAGAGUCGCUGCGGACCUACCUGUUCACCUACAGCAGCGUCUAUGACUCCAUCAGCAUGGAGACGCUGUCCGACAUGUUUGAGCUGGACCUGCCCACUGUGCACUCCAUCAUCAGCAAGAUGAUCAUCAACGAGGAACUGAUGGCCUCCCUGGACCAGCCGACGCAGACGGUGGUGAUGCACCGCACCGAGCCCACUGCCCAGCAGAACCUGGCCCUGCAGCUGGCCGAGAAGCUGGGCAGCCUGGUCGAGAAUAACGAGCGCGUGUUCGACCACAAGCAGGGAACCUACGGUGGCUACUUCCGAGACCAGAAGGAUGGCUACCGAAAGAACGAGGGCUACAUGCGCCGGGGUGGUUACCGUCAGCAGCAGUCCCAGACGGCCUACUGAUGGCACGGCUCUGUCCCUGUGGCCUGCACCUUCAGCCGUUAAGUCCUAAACCGUGCCCUACGCAUUAAAGGUCUAUUUAGUUGGUC
Messenger RNA from Rhinolophus ferrumequinum (greater horseshoe bat), 2943 nucleotides. Its product is annotated as eukaryotic translation initiation factor 3 subunit C. NCBI's taxonomy places the organism in Eukaryota, Metazoa, Chordata, Mammalia, Chiroptera, Rhinolophidae. The record is from RefSeq and is a predicted model, not a curated record. The transcript has 21 exons. Gene Ontology annotation, cellular component: eukaryotic translation initiation factor 3 complex. Gene Ontology annotation, molecular function: translation initiation factor binding; RNA binding; translation initiation factor activity. Bases 116 to 2857 code for a protein of 913 amino acids. Gene Ontology annotation, biological process: translational initiation.